Pogoniulus pusillus (Red-fronted tinkerbird) is the source of this 1656-nucleotide messenger RNA. It is a transcript of the gene USP18, whose product is annotated as ubiquitin specific peptidase 18. The transcript has 11 exons. Gene Ontology annotation, cellular component: nucleus; cytosol. Gene Ontology annotation, molecular function: cysteine-type deubiquitinase activity. The record is from RefSeq and is a predicted model, not a curated record. Gene Ontology annotation, biological process: protein deubiquitination. NCBI's taxonomy places the organism in Eukaryota, Metazoa, Chordata, Aves, Piciformes, Lybiidae. Bases 44 to 1390 code for a protein of 448 amino acids.
AGCUGAGUUUCACUUUCCGUCUCCGAGCGCCGUGGAGCGGGAAAUGAAAACCAAAGGGCGCAGUGCGCGCUGCUGCCCGCUGACUCAGGCAGCCCUGCUCCGCCCGCCCGCCCCGCCGCAGCAGCGCCUCCCCGCUGCGCCCCUUCUACCCCCGCUCGCCGUCGGCGGCUUUCUCGGGCCACGCAGGCUGGACCGACCUACCCGACAGAGGUGCUCCUCUGUGCCGCAGUCCUCCUGUCUUUGUGCAAUAUCUUUGAUGGGACAAAGAAGUGGACGUCAAGAAGGAAGCAAGAAAUUAGAGAUGGAACUAAGCAAGGCCAUGCAGGCAGAAGAAGUACAAAAUAAUGCAGAGAAAGACGAAGAGACAAAGGCCAAAAUACAGAAGCUGACCUCAGUCUUUGGUGUGGCAGACUUAAAAAAUGGAGCUGUUGGACUGUACAACAUUGGACUGAGCUGUUGUUUGAACUCUGUGCUCCAGGUGUUCCUCAUGAAUACAUGCUUCACAGGGAUACUUCGAAGGAUCACAGUGCCACCAGAUGCUGGGCAGAAGACAAGGAAUGUCCCAUACCAAAUGCUCCUGCUUUUGGAGAAGAUGCAGUGUGGCAAGCAGAAAGCUGUUUACCCCAGAGCCUUAGCCUCCUGUCUUUCGAUACACAGAGUAAAAUUGUUUGUGCAGCAUGAUGCUGCCCAGCUCUUUCUGACUCUCUGGAACUUGAUAAAGAAGCAGAUGAAAAAGGCAGAGCUGGUCGAAGAGCUGAGUGAGUUGUAUACUAUAUGUGUACAGGAACAUCUGGCCUGUCAGAAGUGCUCUUUUGAAACAAAAAGGAACAGCAAUAUGUUAACCCUCCCACUCCCAGUGUUGGAUGCCAAUUCUCACAUGCUGAAGACUCUGGAGGACUGUCUGCAGUACUUUUUCCUUCCAGAAGAGUUGACUGAUCACAAUAUGUGCUUCUGUGAACAGUGUGGAAAGAAAACACCUUUCCUGCAGAGCAUGAAGCUAGUCCAUCUGCCUCAGACUCUGACCAUACAUCUAAAGCGCUUCUGCUUCAAACAAUCAGCCCACAUUCACAAGCUUAGUCACUAUCUGCCAUUCCCAGAAGACCUGGAUUUUAAUGAAGUCUUGACAGAAAAUCAGUGCCAAGCAGAUGACAAGGAAAAGGCUGCCUGGAAGUACGAGAUUUUUGCUGUUGUUGCUCACUCAGGAUCGACCAGCUGUGGGCACUACUGUGCCUAUAUCCGAAGUCUCACAGAAUGUAAAUGGUACUGUUUCAACGAUUCUCAUGUUUGCCAGGUAUCAUGGGAUGAUGUUAAAUGCACCUUUGGACAUUCCAAACUCCACUGGGGAGAAACAGCCUAUCUCUUGAUUUACAUGAAAAAACGUCCUCAGUAGCCUCACCCAGGAGUGUCAGAAUGCCAAGGGAAGCUGUGUGUUGUCCGUGGAGCUCAGCACCUCUGCACUAGGGUAGAUGUGUACAAAUGUUCCACAAGAAGGACUUUCUGCACUCAGUCAGUGACCUCUGCCUUCACAUUUAUUUAUGGAAAACAUGCAGAAGAACUUUAGCUAAAGAAAGGAUCUAAGAAUUGUUGUACCUUGGAACUUCUUCCUUGUAUUUUUGACUCUAUAUAUUAAUUUCCUCUUAAAAGGUAGUGAAGUUA